Penicillium samsonianum is the source of this 678-nucleotide messenger RNA. RefSeq names its product HCNGP domain-containing protein. The record is from RefSeq and is a predicted model, not a curated record. The coding region runs from base 1 to 678 and encodes 225 amino acids. Gene Ontology annotation, cellular component: nucleus. Gene Ontology annotation, biological process: regulation of DNA-templated transcription. NCBI's taxonomy places the organism in Eukaryota, Fungi, Ascomycota, Eurotiomycetes, Eurotiales, Aspergillaceae. The transcript has 3 exons.
AUGCUUAAUCUUGGUGACUAUGAAAGCAGCAGUGGGGAUGAGGUAGAGCACAAGGGUCCUUCACCCAAUUCUCAGCGUAACAAGGAUAUUCCACCUACAACCUCACAAGCUGGCCGGAACGAAGAUCAUAAACCGUCCCACCAACAACCGAAAGAGACACGCUUUCACAUUGCCACCGAUUCAGUCCCAGAAGGACCUGUCCUUGGCCCCGCUUCUGUCGACAUGACGCCCCUCUCGGAGGACAAGCAUUCGACAAGCGGACGCUCAUCUCCAUUUUCGGCUUCACGAGGACUUGUUCAAGACCUCACUCUCCCCCCGAUUCCCAAUUUAGACAUACCACCAUCACCUCCCGGGUCUCCCAACCCAGCCGCGAACGCGAAAUUUGAGCAUUUCCUCUUGCUCAAAAAGCAAGGCGUACACUUCAACGCAAAACUGGCCAGCUCGUCGUCGCUCAAGAAUCCAAGCUUGCUGAAGAAGAUGAUGGAACAUGCCGGGAUCAAUGAUCAAUCACAAUAUGACACAUCGCUACCAGCCGACUUAUGGAAUCCCGCCAAUCUGCCCAAAUGGGGUUUCAAAGAAGAGCUCUUGAAAACCCAACAAGAUUUCCGUAAACAAUCGGAGGAGAAAAAGGCAUCGGGCCAGCGAAGCUCGGUUGAUUUUGUCACUGGAUCUGCCUGA